This is a messenger RNA of Lachancea sp. 'fantastica', 3879 nucleotides long. NCBI's taxonomy places the organism in Eukaryota, Fungi, Ascomycota, Saccharomycetes, Saccharomycetales, Saccharomycetaceae. The record is from the annotation of a GenBank genome assembly.
AUGGUGAAGGUAGCGGAAUACCCAAGAACAGCGACGUUCGCGUGGUCCCAGGAUCGGUCGCCUUUACUAGCCACAGGAACAGCAUCUGGGACAAUUGAUGCGGACUUCUCCAGCGAGUCAAAACUGGAGAUAUGGUCGCUGUUGGCGGACAAUGGCGGGAGUCCACAGGCAUCGGUGGAGGCAGAAGCGAAAUUCAACGAUCUGGACUGGUCUUACGACAACCAGGUGGUGGCAGGAGCUUUGGAAAACGGAACGGUGGAGUUUUUUUCGCCCCAGGACUUGAAAUCGAUUGCCAAGGUCUCAGCGCACUCCACGCCGGUGAAAACGGUGCGUUUCAACGGAAAACAGCACAAUGUGAUGUGCUCGGGCGGCGGAAACCGGGAAAUCUUCAUUUGGGACGUGACAAAGGCCACACAAUCCGGAUACGCUCCGGUGACUCCAGGGACCGCUAUGACGCCCAUGGACGAAAUCAGCUCUUUGGCAUGGAACCAGAGCCAGGCACACGUGUUUGCGUCGGCCGGAUCGUCUGGGUUUGCAUCGAUCUGGGAUCUCAAGGCCAAAAAAGAGGUUUUGCAUUUGAGCCACACGUCGCAGCUCACAGGCCAGAAAAAUCAGCUCUCGGUGGUUGAAUGGCACCCCACAAAUUCGACCCGCAUAGCCACUGCGAGCGGCAACGAUUCAGACCCUUCCAUUUUGGUGUGGGAUCUCAGAAACGCCAACGUCCCUCUAAAUAUACUUUCCGGAGCGCACACAAAUGGGAUCUUGUCGCUAGACUGGUGCAAACAGGACGAAAAACUGCUGAUUUCCAGCGGACGUGACAACACGUGUGUCCUGUGGAAUCCCGAUGAGUCGCAAGCAUUAACCCAGUUCCCCACACGCGGCAAUUGGUGUUUCAAAACGAAGUUUGCCCCACAAGCUCCAGACUUGUUUGCGUCAGCGUCUUUCGACAACAAGAUCGAGGUCCAAACAUUACAGAAUCUAAACUGUGAUUUGGACACUAACGCAUCUGCCAGCAAGCAACAAGAAUCCGAGACCGAGUUCUGGAACAACGUUUCUGAGCAGGACAGUAACGAGAAACCCGUAGUGAACAAACUACAGGCUCCAACAUGGUAUGGAAACAAAUCUCCUGCGGCACAAUGGGCCUUCGGUGGUAAACUUGUUUAUAUCACCAAUGACAAGAAGGGCGUCAGAAUCGUGAAGCAAAACAUUCCAGGUGUCGAGAAAAAUUCGAUGCUUGACGAGGCUCUACAGUCCAAAGACUUCAAGCCAAUCAUCAACAAAAGACUAGUUCAAAGCAUUGAUGAGACAAACGAAGAAGAUUGGAACAUGCUGGAAAGGGUGUCUUUGGAUGGUAAGGACGUUUUCUUGAAAGAAGCUCUUGCGUUUGACGACGAAGAUCUCAGCGGCGCGGAGGACAAAGCGACAAGUGCUGACGAUGGUGAUGACUUUUUCUCCAAUUUAAACCAAGCGUACACUCCCGAGGGCUCAUUCAAACUCGACACCAGUGGUGCUUCUGAUGCACUCAUCAAAAGCUUAAUUAAAAACGACAAGAAGAAGGCCAUUGCACAGGCUUUGGACCAAGGGCUGCUGCUAGAAUCAUUUUUGAUUGCGCUAAACAGUGAUGACCAAAGCUUAAAGCAGAAAGUGAAAAAUUCGUACUUCUCGAAAUAUGGAAGUACUUCUUCACUUGCUAGAGUCUUGCACAGCGUUUCCCAAAACGAUGUCGAAGAUUUGGUGGAAAACUUGGACGUUUCUCAAUGGAAAUACGCUCUCAAAGCUAUCAACGCAUACUCCUCGAACGAUGCGAAGAAGAAUGAACUUCUCGUUAAACUCGGUGACAGAGUUUCCGAAUCCGAUAAUAGACAAGACGCAUUGCUUCUUUACCUCAGCGCCCAGUCGCUGGACAAGGUUGCUGAGAUUUGGCUCAAAGAAUUCGUGGGUCUUGAAAGCAAGCUCAAAUCUAAAAAGGAAACUAUUUACGAAGCACAUCUAGAGUGUCUCACCGAGUUUGUGGAAAGAUUCACGGUUUUCUUCAGCCUCAUCAGUGACAAGCAGCACCAAAAAAUUACCAACGAGGGCCUUAUCUCCAAAUUUUUGGAAUUUGUCAACUUAACGUCGGCUAAUGGCGAUUUCGAUCUGGCUCUCAAGUUCCUAGACAUUUUGCCAAGCGAUAACGAGGAAGUUGUCACGGAAAAGCAACGUGUAUUGAUUGCAUCUAACAAGAAUAUCUCUGUUGCAAAGACUGGCUCAAAUGCUGCGACCAAGGCACCCAAGUCGAGAUAUGCCGCGACUGGCACAAUCCCUGCAGUAAACCCAAUUGGUCUUGGGGUUUCUCAAAAGCAGGCUAGCUUUGGUGGCUCGGUACCACCAGCUCAACAGUUGUCCAACAACUACGCUUCUGGAUCUUCAUUCUCCCAAACGGCUCCUAUGACCCCACGUACGGCUUCUAUCACCGCUCCAAUCACGACCGCAUUGAAGUCAAAUGCUUAUACGCCUGCAACGAAUACUCAGGCGCCGGUGCCUAAUAAGUAUGGCCCUGCGGCCGUUUCCCCAGGUGCUAUUACCCGCGUUCCAACCGCCUCUGUUCCACCUGCACCUUUGGCGAACAAUGUAGCUGCAGCCAAUCCAUACACACCUGCUGGGCUACAAACAGCAGCGAUGAAUCCUCCAGCAAAUCCGUAUGCCACUCGCUAUGGCAGUACCGGUUCUCAACCUACUUACACCCAGCCUUUCAAACCGGUAGCUAACGUUAUUGGGGCUGGAUCGCCAGGCUACAGCAACGGGAUGCAACAGGUACCUCCACCUCCAAUAAGUGGUGUGAGUUCGGGCCAGACCCCGCAUCUCAAUAAAAAGGCGAAUGACGGCUGGAACGACUUGCCUUUGAAAAAUGUCUCCGAUAAGCCUACGCGCGCUAAAGCUGUCUCUGUUGCUCCAGCGAGCGUUGUCACUUCUCCCGGUCCAGUUGGACCCCAGUCAAGCUUUGGAUCCAUUCCUCCACCACCCUUGUCGAGAGUGACCUCCUCGGCGACCAUACAAACCCCAGUUCCUCAAAGAGGUCCCUCCAAGGCAUACACCCCAUCCACUAGCAGUGCUUCUCCUUCCACCGCUCCUGCACCACUUCCAGCAUUUGCUCCUCCCUCCAAUCCGUAUGCUCCUCCUCCAGCGACCAACUUCCCACCGAACCCAUAUGCUUCCUCACCUAAGGUAGGUCCCGUACCUAACCAGACUGCUUACGCACCCUCGGCAAACAUCCCAAUGGGCGGUGGAUUGGCUCUAAAUGGUCAAUCUGGUCCUCCUCCAAUUCCACAAAAAGCACCAGUCGGUCCUCCUCCCACCAAUAUGCGGAGAAGGGCCCACGCCACUCAGGACGUGAGCUCCGCUAAUGCUCUAUUGGACUCUGUUCAGGGUAAAACAAAUAGUCCAGCUCCUCUAGCCACCGAAUUUGCACCAAAUGGAGCACCAUUGGGAGCCGCUGUUGGAAACGGCACUCAGGCACCCAGUAACGCGUAUCCUGACACUUCAGCUUCUGCUACUGCCACAGAAACACACACAAUACCAGCAGAGCAGCAGCCCAUCGUUGAUUUCUUGAGGAGUGAACUGGCCCGUGUUACGCCAUUGAUUCCACAAGAGUACACUAAACAGCUGAAGGACUGCAACAAAAGAUUGAAUAUCUUGUUUGGCCAUUUGGAGAGACAGGAUCUACUCACUCAGCCCACAAUUGACAGGCUACACCAGAUUGUAGCAUUAAUGCAGGAGCACCGUUACGCUGAGGCAAUGCAAGUUCAUGUCGAUAUCGCAACCAAUCAUGCCCACGAUGCAGGGAAUUGGCUGACCGGCGUGAAGAGACUAAUAGGAAUUGCUGAAGUCACAUCGUCCUGA